Oldenlandia corymbosa var. corymbosa is the source of this 3071-nucleotide messenger RNA. Lineage: Eukaryota; Viridiplantae; Streptophyta; Magnoliopsida; Gentianales; Rubiaceae. The record is from the annotation of a GenBank genome assembly.
CGCAACUGCACGACAAAACAACCUAAUUCAUGCUCAUUUUGGCUGACCCGAGACGCUUCAGGGUGAAAAGCAGAAUUCAGGGCGGUAGGUAUUUGAUAAAUUCGACGCUGUUGAUUAUUGUGAACCUUAUCUUUUCUGAUUGAGAAGCAUGCGUUUUGAUUACUGGUUAGAGGUGGGUAAUUGAGAGAGGGCGAUGGAGGUAGAGGUGGAUGAUAAGGUCGGUGGGUUCCGGUUAGGAUCUCCGGCGUCUUUGCCGGUACUUCUACCUGAUGAUCUGGUGGUUGAACUCCUGUUACGGCUCCCGAUCAAAAAAGUUCACCAGUGCAAUUGCGUGUCGAAGGGUUGGCAGUCCUUGAUUAAGAGUCCGGAGUUCGUCGUGGCAUACAAACACCGUCAUCCCGACGUCGGCUUAUUAGUUGCCGUUCCCGGAGGUCCGGAUCAAGGCGGAACCUACACAGCCCACUUCUAUUACUCGACUCUAGUUUAUUACCGACCGGAACGAUUUGUUUUACGAUUUCAGCUGCCUUGGCCUCGUUACAACUGCGAUAGAUUUACGGAAGUCAUCCAUGGCCUGGUUUGUUUCUAUAAUCGGGAUAGUUUAUUCGUUUGCAACAUUUUCACUAAAGAAGUCAAGCCACUUCCUUAUUGUAAUAAUGCCAUCAAAUAUUUCUUUGGAUAUGAUGCUGUUAAUGGUGUGUAUAAGCUACUUUGUUUCAAUCUUCACUCCGCCCAAGUUCUCACAUUAGGCAUUGGUAGUGAUUAUGUUUGGAAAAUGGUCGAUGACUUUGAUUUUCCCCGUAAAGGAACCUUCUUGAGAGCAAAAUUGAUGCCGGAGGCUCGGAGCUUUUGUUUUGAUGGUGUCAUGUAUUGGUUAGUUGUCAAGGGAAUAUCUCGCUGGAAGUCCCGGUGUUUCUUAGUUUCUUUUGAUCUGAACGAAAAGAAUUUCCGGUACAUCAAGGUACCGCCGGGGUCGACAUCACAACAUUUGCAUUCCCAGUGUUUUGUCACAUUCAGGGGAAAGUUGGCUUUGUCAACUCCUACACGUAUGGGAGGGUACAAGCUUUCCCUUAAUGUAUUGGAGGAUGCUGAAAAUCAUGUAUGGACCAAGCAUUCUGUUCCACUGCCAGAGGAAUUAGAUGAUAAAUGCGCUUCGUGUAGGAUUAUCAUUCCUGUAGGGAACUUACCUGAUGGGCGUAUGUUAUUGGUCAAUCCACAAAUUAAAGAGGAGUUCGCCACAGCUAUUUAUUCUUAUGAUCAUCAAAGCUGUAAGUUUGAGAGAUUUCGUGUUGGUAAGUUCCCUUUCAUUGAUUUGGUGGAUGUAUCAGAAUCUUCUGCUAAUAUAUCCUGCGCACCAGAAAAUUUGGCUGCACUCGAUGUAUUAUUUAGUGGAGCUAAACCAAUCUAAGAAUUAUGUUGGAUACUCACACUGAAAAUCAGCAGCAGAACAGUUCAGUUACACAUGGAUGGAUACAGCUCCACAGCUGCUACCUUAUAGUUGGAAUGGGAUGUGAGCUGGCUGACUAGGUCAUCAAUGUCUGUGUAACAGUCCAUAUGUUUUAUGACAUAAUACAUAUGAUACUUUUUAAAUCUUUCGUUGGAGCCGCUGAGCCUUGCUGCAAGUUUUGAUUUUUAAGUCUUAUUCUUUCACCAAGUACAAAUGAUAUAUAACUAUUUGCUAAACAAUCUCAUUCUUCAACUCCCACUCUGGCAUCAAGUUUCGGUGAUUGAUUAAGGAGCAUUAACAGUUCUCUAAGUGCAUCCACCAAUAUGCCUGGGGUGGCGCAAAUCUAAGCCCCACGAAGCUGAUACAAAGUUGCAGCUAAUGUUUUCAUUUUAGAAAUUUUAUUGUAGAUUUUGGGGCUAGCUGUUGUUCAUUCUUAAAGUUAUUGGCAAGCUGACCUUGCUGCAUAUAGGGAAGGCUACCACUAGUCUUCUUUUUGUCUGCACAACUGUAGCUACUUCUGUUAGGGCAAUAGAUAUGCUUGGUGCAUCAAUUAGAAUUGAUCUGUUAUAUGAAGAUUUUGAACUCAUUAUUGGAAAGUUGCUAAUUAGUGUUUAACGUUGAGUCAAGUGGAAAUGGAUAAAAAAGAUGUUAGUUUCGGAGGCAAAUGCUUUGUUUGGUAAGUUAUGAAGACCUUCAAUACUCAGGGGAUUAACAAUUGUUUAUUGACCUUGAUUAGGAGAAGGAGUAUCAAUCGUGUCCAUUUCCACCAUAAAAUAUUGAAUGCUGGGCUCAUUGGCCUAAUCCUCAUUUUUUGAAAAGUCUAUCAAUCAGAACUCAGAAGUCAGAACAGGCAAGAUGAAGAAAAUUGUUCCUCAACUCAAAUUAAUUAACACGUGUACUGUUACUUAGUCUGAUUCCCAUUUAAUUUAAUGGAGCAUUUGGUUAAUUAAUUUGCAGUUGGAACUAACUACCAGAAUAGGUUUAAAAAAAAAAGAUACCAUCGCCAUUAUUGUUCGCGUACAAGAAGCACCGUGGAUGAGUGGAGUACAUAGAUUUUGCACGGAAUCAAUACAACAAAAUUCUCAGGUAAACGUUUGAUUGCCGGAAAAAGAAAAAAAAAAGAAAAAGAAGUAAAUCUAAAUAGAAUCGCAAGUGAAAACUUGGGAGGGCAACCGCCAAGCUUCGAGUUUGGAGAAACAGAAGUCAUCGACGGCGUCACUCCUGCACCACCUGCAUCUGGAGCUGGAAACGCAUUCGGAUCUGGACCCAAUAGAGGUGCACCCAGCUGCUGCUGUGAUUGUGAGGGUGGGAUUCCGGUGGUUCCUCCCUAUGGCUCUGGACCGGCGAAGUGAAGGUCUUGUGGUGGUGGUGGUGGAGGACGAUGUCGUAUCGGCGGCGGCGGCGGGCAUCGGGAUUAGUAUUAUUAGUAGAAGGAGGAGGAGAAUGAGAACAAUGAAAAAGGAAUUGUGCAAGUGGUGGUACUUGGUGGAUUCAGGCAUGUUUUUGUUUGUGUGGGAGUUUGUGUUAUUUGUCAGUCUGGGUUUUUGCAGGUUUUUCUUUAUUUUUGGGGGAAAGAGAUGAAAUUGAUUAGAGUGGCAGAAAUGGUAACUAAUUGAUAAGACCGUCC